This is a messenger RNA of Toxotes jaculatrix (banded archerfish), 4226 nucleotides long. RefSeq names its product abhydrolase domain containing 13 (gene abhd13). The record is from RefSeq and is a predicted model, not a curated record. NCBI's taxonomy places the organism in Eukaryota, Metazoa, Chordata, Actinopteri, Toxotidae. Gene Ontology annotation, cellular component: membrane. Gene Ontology annotation, molecular function: palmitoyl-(protein) hydrolase activity. The coding region runs from base 218 to 1273 and encodes 351 amino acids. The transcript is spliced from 2 exons.
CCAGCUGUGCUGCUAACCUUGCCGGUUGCAGCUGUCAGUCACUCACCUUGCGUUUUCACCUGUUAGCUCUCACUGGAAUUUAGUUCAUUGGGACAGAGCUGAAUGACAGUGACUGUGCUGCCCGUGUGUCUCUGUUUAGUAAAAAAAAAUUCGUGCAGCUGAGGCCCUAAAAAUGAGAGAAGGAGUGUGCGUUGUGUGACUCUGCUCUUGUCUAGCCAUGGAGAAGCCCUGGAGGCUCUGGGGGGCAAUAGAGCGUUGUACACUGACUCUGGCCUCCUGGUCCUGGGGUGCCUGUCGAGUCUCCCUGUUGGCCCUCAUUCUCACCUUCCACCUGUAUGGAGGAUUUUUUCUCCUUGCUCUCAUCCUUGCCUCUGUGGCAGGCAUCCUCUACAAAUUUCAGGAUGUGCUCCUCUACUUCCCUGACCAGCCCUCUUCCUCUCGCCUUUACGUUCCCAUGCCCACAGGAAUCCCACAUGAGAACGUGUACAUCCGCACCAAGGAUGGUGUGAAGCUCAACCUCAUUCUGCUUCGCUACACUGGAGGGGACACACCCCCUGGAGUCACCCCUGGCAAUCAAAGCAGCCCCACAUCCUCUGCUCCACCCACCAUCCUUUAUUUCCAUGGUAAUGCAGGUAAUAUUGGUCACAGGGUGCCGAACGCCCUACUGAUGCUAGUCAAUCUGAAAGCCAAUGUAGUGCUGGUGGACUAUCGUGGCUAUGGAAAGAGUGAGGGUGAGCCCAGUGAGGAUGGGCUGUACCUGGAUGCAGAGGCUACACUGGACUAUGUCAUGACCCGUCCUGAUCUGGACAAGACAAAGAUAGUACUCUUUGGCCGAUCACUAGGAGGUGCUGUGGCUGUGCGUUUGGCAUCGGUCAACCCUCACCGUGUAGCAGCCAUUAUUGUUGAAAACACCUUCCUUAGCAUUCCCCACAUGGCAGCAACGCUCUUCUCCUUCUUGCCUAUGCGCUUGCUGCCCUUGUGGUGCUAUAGGAAUCAGUUCCUGUCCUAUCGGCAGGUGGCGCUGUGCCGCAUGCCCUCGCUGUUUGUAUCUGGUCUGUCAGACCAGCUCAUCCCACCAGUUAUGAUGAAACAACUGUAUGAGUUAUCUCCUGCGCGGACUAAACGCCUGGCCAUCUUUCCAGAGGGAACACACAAUGACACGUGGCAGUGUCAGGGCUACUUCGCUGCUUUGGAGCAGUUCAUGAAAGACCUGCUGAAGAGCCACGCCCACGAGGAGAGUACUCAACCCUCAGCUAGUGUCACCAUUAUCUGAAAAAAAAAAAAAAAAAACAGUCAGGGAUUGACUGUUGUCUGCAGGUUAUGGGUGCGAUAAUGUGACAGCUGUAAAGGUAAAGGAAAUUGAUUUGAGGGACUAAUUAAAUUUUGGAAAGAAUGUACAUUUUCUAUGCUUUUUUUCUGCAUUUUUAUUUUGUUUUACUCUUUCUGUAAAUUUAACAUUUGUGAAAUGAUUUGACUAUUUCAAGGUUUUAAGGGAGGGUAACAAUGUCCUCCUGGGAUCUUUUUUGUUGCAGCUAUGAAUGCAUGUAUUUAUGACCUCUUACGAAUGAAGCCAGAGCAUACAUGCCCACAAUGCAAGACAUCACAACCACAGAAGAAUUUGCUGUUAUGGGUCUGCUGAAAUGAAUUAAAUGAAUCAAUGAAACAGUUGCACAUAGUAUAAUGACCAUACAAGAACCAUGGUUAAGUGAAAAUUGAUUACUACUAUAAUUAAAAUGACACCUCUAACAUACAAAACUAUAUAUGUAUAAAUAAUGAGCAAUACUUGGAGGGGCAUAAGGAUGUUUUUUUUUUUUUUUUUUGGCUCUGGACCUUUUGGCGUACUUUUUUGAGUACUUGCAGCAGCUUAGCAUGUCUUGACAUUGUAGUGAUUAAUAUUUAUAUAUACCCUCGAAAAUUUUGUCUGGCGCAGUAGCAUUAAAAUAAUUUGUUGUUGACUGACUGAGAUGAAGCGGUCACUAAGAUAAGGUGGCACGUGAUCCUUCUGCCUUUAAAAAUAAGUUCUUGACAUCUUAUUUCCUGUCAAACUGCUUCUGUUUAAGUGCGAUUGAGAUAAGCUACAAGAUAUUCUCUCUGUUACUGUGUCAUGUUAAAACACAACUAGCACACAGGAUAGUGUUUAUUCUUGAAUGAGUUGCUAUUGAGCAACUUUUGCUCCUGUGGUUUGAUAAGCAGCAUUUGCUCCGUGUGUGGUUUGUUAUUAAAGAAUGGGUUUAGAUUUCUUUCAGUCUAUCUUAGUACAGCACUAUAAUACUUGUUUUUAUGUACACUGGAAGAAUUAAUGGUUGGAGUUGAUACUGACCAUGAAGAGAUAAUUUCCUAAGAUAAUAUGAGGUUUUGUCAGUCUAACACAAAACAAGUGAAUAUGGAGGAAAACAAGACUAACUUUCAAACAUACUUUCCACACAAGUUAUCUACUUCAGACUGAUAAAGCAGCAUAUUAACUUGGAACUGGAUUUUAGAAUGAAAUUUUACACUGAUAGAGCACUGUGGACUUUGUCCCCCUUCUCUUACACUUUUGGGAGGGAUUUCUUAACUGCCAGUACUGACAGGAAGAAUGAUUGCAGAGACCAGUUGCUCUUUCAACAUACACAGGCAUUUGAGUCUUGUAUUAAGAUAGUCUUGAAAAAACCUGAAACUUUCUUAAGAACUGAAAAUAAAAUGUGAGCUUUUUUGUUUUGAUCAAAUGUUGUAAUUAUUUGUUAGCUAUUAUCAUCUCUCCCCAUGCUUAUGUGGCAAAAUGGCUUUACUCACUUGGAGGGCUUUUAAUGAGUUAAUUAACCUUUCCCGCAUGUCUUCCAGGGGGUGGAGCAGAGCUUGAUGAUUAAAACACUGUUAUCUAAUGCAGCACACUGCACUGCAGUGGUAUCAAAGCCAUUUGAAUACACUCAACAGAUCUUAGCCAUAUUUGAUACUGUUCGUAAACAGAACGCUAAACAAAAUUUAAGAGCACGAAAAGACCAAAUUUGUUUGUGUCAGUGUGAUAACAGUGAAAUUGUCUAAAGGCUACUAUGAAUGUAAAUUGUGGUCUUAAAUUAACAAGCGUGCUUUAUAACAAAUAAUGUAUAGACAGUCUUUUCUCCCUUUUGUGUGACAUUUUUUUUCCACCAGUGGCACUGAACAGUUUCAGACAUUUUUGUAUUAUAUUGAAUCCAUAAGCUGAGUUAGAUGCAUUCAGUUUUUUAUCCCUUUACACAUUUGGAGUGCACAUUGUGCAAUCUGAAUUCAACCAUGUUAAUAUACACUCAUUUUGUUUCACAUGCUUUGCUUUACACACUUCUGCUGUUAGUUUGCAUCAUAACAUUUCUUCACUCAAGAAUAGAUGUGGGAACUUGUUGUCAUUUAUUGUUUUGGUGGCUAGCCUAAAGCAAAUUUAAUAAUUAAUAGAAUAUUGGAGUUUUUAUCCUAGCCAAAUGUAUCGUCCAACACCCUGUUGAUGAAAAGAGAUGGACUCAAACUGAAUGUCUUUUUGUUUUUUAUAAAUAAAAAUCAUUUGCCAGGUCCCGUGUGAAUGCACUGUGGAACAUAUUUUUGUAUGGUCAUACAGUUGUGAAUAGAGUGGAAUGAAUGCAAUUCAAAGUGUUGGUAUCAUUUGGAAUUUACUAGUUACAUUUGCAAGCUGGCAUGUGAUUAUGUUGAGUCUCGACAAAUUUCUGUAAUGAACCUGCAUAGUGUUGACAUACUUUGUGUAUAUCUACCAUAACUUACAGAAGUGGUUCUCAAACUGGUGGACUGGUGGGCCAGGACCCCCUGGGUUGAGUGAAACUAAAUUGAAUGAACAUGAUUUAUGUAGGAAAAGUCAACAGGAGUUUGCUGAUGCUGCCAUGCUGACCUUUAUUUCACUAAAAUUCAACCUGGAUCCUUUUUAGUUAGUUGCUUCAGCUCUCAUUGUUUAUGAUUGAUUAAAAAAAAAAAAAUGUGCAUUGGGGAAAGCAUAAGUAAAUGGGGCAUGCCGGAGAAAGUUUGAGAACCACUGACUUACAGUAACUCCACACUGAAGAAACAUUGAUGGGACAUCUGAACAGUUAGACAUCUGAAUGAUUCAUCUUUAUCUUCAGUAUGAAGCAGUCAGUUUGAGUGACUUUCAGUUUCAAAGUUGUUUUUCUUUUCUAUUUCGAAAACAAUGUUGACAACUUCUUUUGUAAGCACACAUUUUCACUUUCUAUUUUCUGUACUGUAACAUGCAAUAAAUUGAUACAUUAAAAUGG